AUGCUUGAUAUUUAGGUAGUGGAUUAAUAUAGCUUGUAUCCUCAUUUUUUGGAAUUAACAGCUCCAUAUUUCCCUAUUAAGAAUUUUUAAUUUAAGGACAAGGUUGGAACACUCAAUAUUUAAUUCAAAAACUAACAAACAUACAAACCAUUAAUUUAUAUUUAUAUUUUAAGCACUAAUUCAUAUGAAGGAUAUAAGAAUACAGCAAGAUAAAGAUUAAUGAAAUAUUUUGAUGAUUUUCCAGCUAAAAAUAGCAUCAUACUAUUUUUUCCAAGUUUAUUAAGAGUAGAUGAUAAAGUUAAUGUAAAAUUAAUAUAUAUUGAUUGAGAAAAUCCUUUUAUAGACACAUGAAUUAAUUUGCUAAGAUUUAUAGAUUGUAAAACAAUUUCCAAAGGAUAAAGUCUAAAAGAUUAUUUUUUAUGAUCCUGAAAGAGAAUUGAAUAAAGAAUAAUGUAUGAGAGAAUUUUUAUAUCAUUUUUAAUUAUCUGUUCAACAAUAUUUAGAGAGUCAAUAUGAUAUAUUAGAGAAUUAAAUUUAUGAUUAAGAGUAAUUGAUGUAAACAUAUUUUAUUAAAUAAAAUAGAAAAGAGAAAUCUUUCAGUUUUUAUAAGCUUUAUGCUUUAAAAGAAAAAAAGGCAAAAAUUUAUGAGAGUAUAGGUUUAAAACAAGAAGCAUUAGAAAUUUAUGUAGGAUAGGAGAAAUUCUUUCUAUAAUAAUACCCAAAAACAAUACAACCAAUUUUUAAUGCUAUACAUCCUUUUGAUUUUCUAGUCAGAAAGUCUGUUGAAUCAAAUAUUAGAAAUUUUGAGGAAUCUGGAGAUGAAUCAUAAUCAACUAUCUUAGAUUUUUUAGUGUUAAUUCAAUAUAGAGUAUUAUUUAAAAUUAUUCAAAGAUAAUUGAUUUGCUUUCAGGUGGAAAUUAAAUAUUUGGAGUUGAAAAGAUACUCAAUUUUUCUGAUGAGAUAUAAUAAGUUGUUAAUUAAUAAAUUGAAAUUAAUAAAUAAAAAUAAUAAUUUCAUUCAGAUGAAGAAGAAUUAUGGGGAUUAGGAUUAUUAAUAUGGCAAUUUUUUAAUAUGGUAUUUAUUAAUAAUAAUUAAAGAGAGGCAGUAUUAAUUUAAUGGCAUCUGUGCCACAGAAUCUAUCUGGAGAUUUAUUAUUAUAAUAAUUAUAAUCUUAAUUAAAAAUAAGAUUUGCUUUAUUAAAUAUUGUUGAGAAAUUAGGAUUUACACUUUAUAAAAUUUAAUUUAAUUAUGUAAGAAGAUUACCUCUAUCUGUUUAAUGUGAAUUAUUAGAAUAAACAAUACUUGAAUAAUUAAAUGAAAUAAAAUUUGAUGAUGUUGUAAUCAGUAGAGAUAUUUAAAGUGAUCCAAAAGAAUUAUUUAAAACAUAUUUAUUAAGUGAUACAAAAUUAAAAGGAUAAAUUCAUAAUUUACAUGAUUUUUCUGAAUUUUAUUCUUCUAUUGUAAAUGACAUUAUUUCAAUAGCAAGUCAAUUAAAUUUACAUAGAGUAAUAUUUGAAUAUUAAUUUAUGAUUUUAAAAUUAAAGAAUGUUUAUCCAAAACUAGAAUUAAAUUAAGAUAAUAUUGACAAAGCUUUAAAGUAUAAUAAUAUUGAUUUUAAAAAUUUAUAAUCAAGUUUAUUAGUUUAAAAAUUAAUAUAUUUUUAUAGAGAAAAAAUGGAAUUAUCAUUUUAAGAAACUUUUAAAGAUACUUUACAAUCAAAUUUACCAGGGAGUAGAUAUACAAAAUUGUUUUAAAUAUUAAAACUCCCUUUAACUAAACUAAAAUUAUCAUAUAUAGGAUAUUUUGAGACUUUUUAAGUUAAAUAAAGAGUUUCUUAUAAUGAUUUUGUAUUUAAAUUUUCAAUUUUAAAAUAUUUAUAAGUUGAAUGCUUUGGAAUAUUUACUAUUACAUUAAAGCAUAAAGGAGGAGGAGUAAAAGAUAAGAGAAAAUUAAAAUUAAUUUCAGAUACAAAGUAAUUGAAAGAAGAAAAAAAAGUGAGUUUUGAAUUCAAAUAAAUAUUAAAUUCAAAUUAAGGUGGAUUAUAUUCAAUUAGAAAAGUAACUUUUCUUUCUGGUCCUUUUAAACUUUAUUUUGAUGUUUCAUAAAAAGUGUAAUAAUUAAAAUUACAUAUACUACAUCCAUUAAUUAAUAUAUAGAGUAUUGCAACUAUAAAAAAUAUUGGAACUCCAAUAUUAUUAUCAGUAAGUGAUUUACCUUUAGAAAUAACAGAAUUAGAUCUUACAUUAAUAUCAAAGGUAAAGAUAGCAUCAGAAUUGUUUAGUUUAUAAGGAGCAACUAUUACCUAAAAAGGAAAUUCAUAUAAAGUUGUUGUUGAAGAUCACUUUUUAAUUUAACAUCCUUUCAUAUUGACUUUAUAUGCUUUUGAGGAAUUUUAAGAUUAAUAAUUAAAAAUAAUAAUUACUGUUAAAAAUCAUUAAUUUGCAACUAAUUUAAAAGUAGACUCAAUUAAAGUUUUAGAUAUUUUAGAUCUUUCAGAUAAAAUAGAUGAUGAUUUAGAAUUAUAUGAAUUACGUAACAAUUCUAAAGAAAACAUCAUAAUAGAUAAUGGUAAUUAAAAUAUUGCUUUAGAAUAUCGUAAUUAAAUUAGACAAGUGGCUUAAAAAGGCUAAUGUAAAAAAUAUAAAUUAUAUUAUUUUAGAGAUAUUGAUAAAAUAAUAGUUUAAUUACAAAGAUAGCUUUUAGAAAUUAGGAGUUUUAGAUGAAUCUUAUUUUGAAUAACUAGAAUAAUUAUAUAGUAAAUAGUAAUCAUUAUAAAAAAUAAUGCUUAUCAAAAAGAAUUUGUAUGACAUUUAUUAACUGAAGAAAAAAUCAAUUUUAUUUAAAGUUCAAUUUAUGGUAUUAUAGAAUAUUAAUAUUAAUAGAGUGUUUUUAAUUAAGAAAAAUUUAUACCUUAUUCUCAACCAGAUUAUUUUGAUAUGGCUAUAAAAAUUCAAUAUGCAGGAGAUGAUGAAGGUGUAUUCCAAUUUGAAUUAGUAUCUCAUCAUCCAAAAUAAAAUAGGAAAUGGAAAGAUUGUAUAAAAUUAAUCUUAAAUAGCAUUAUCAUAAUAAAAGACCAUAAGUUUAAUGAAUAUAAAAUGUUUUCUUACAGGCACAGAGGAUUUUGAAAAACCUUAAUUAAAAAUACAUUUACUUAAAGAAGAUAAGACAUAUGAAAUUGAUGAAAAAUACAUUGACAUUGAAUUUACCCUCAACAUAAAUGAAUAAUCAUUAUGA
This is a messenger RNA of Paramecium primaurelia, 3234 nucleotides long. The record is from the annotation of a GenBank genome assembly. NCBI's taxonomy places the organism in Eukaryota, Ciliophora, Oligohymenophorea, Peniculida, Parameciidae.